Messenger RNA from Eimeria tenella, 1509 nucleotides. RefSeq lists its product as uncharacterized. Gene Ontology annotation, biological process: regulation of transcription by RNA polymerase II. Lineage: Eukaryota; Apicomplexa; Conoidasida; Eucoccidiorida; Eimeriidae. Gene Ontology annotation, cellular component: aryl hydrocarbon receptor complex; nucleus. Gene Ontology annotation, molecular function: transcription cis-regulatory region binding; nuclear receptor activity. Bases 1 to 1509 code for a protein of 502 amino acids. The record is from RefSeq and is a predicted model, not a curated record. The transcript has 5 exons.
AUGAUCGUGGGGGGAACCCGCCUGGGGGCUGCUGCUGCAGGGCCCUGCGCGGCCGUCUGCAGGGAGGGCCUCAGAAGCCCUUGCUGCUGCAUGCGCGUGUCUGCUGCUGCUGUGGGACUUCUGCGACCGGCAGCAGGCGGCAGCAGCAGCAGCAGCAGCAGCAGAGUGCCUCCACAGCAGCAGUUGCUGCAGCACUGCAGCUUGACGCCUCGCUUGCUUUCCGUUCCCCGUUCCUCCCCGGAGAAGCAGCUCUGUCCGGUGACGCCGCAGGCCCUGUUGCUGCACCAGCAGCAGCAGCAGCAGCAGCAGCAGCACCUGCUGCAGCAGGUGCGGCUCUACACCCCGCCCUCACGGCGCACCUGGUCGAAGCAAAAUGAAAAGCUGCACAUCCGGAGGCCCUUAGUGGAGUCUUUUGCUGCUCACAAGCUGCACCCCACGCUGCAGUGGUGGAGGGAAAGAAGACACAAACCGGACACCUUCAUGGGCCUGCCGGACCCGCUGCUGCUGCAGCUGCGCGGCGGCAGCAGCUACUUCGAGCAGCAAGACUUGGUGGGCGUGGCUUGUGCUGCAGUGCGGCUGCAGCGUUCAGAUGUCCGCGAUGCCCCAGCUGUACGUACACUCCAGGGCGCGCUGCAGCACAAAAUCGGGCAGCUGCUGCCCCUCGAUGUUGCUGCUGUUUUGGAGGCCAUGGCAAACCCUUUCUACUUCUCCCACAGGCUGACGGACGCUGCAGUGAGCCACUUGGAGCUGCUGCUGCAGCACAGAAAGGACUGGACAGCAGAAGACUUUGCUGCUUCUUUGCGGGCCCUCGCUCGCCUGGGCCUCAACGAGCCCCAGCUGCUUGCUUCUCUAGGGGAGCGACUGGUGGCCAGCGGCGCUGUGGGGCUGCCAUCGAAUUUGCUGCUGGAUGCAAUUGAGGCCCUUUGCGUGGCUUACCCUGCUUUAACCGCCUGUGUCCAGUACCAGCAGCAAACCAGCAGCAGCAGCAGUAGCAGCAGCAGCAGCAGCAGCGGGGAUGCAGAUGCAGACCUGGCAGCGCACCUCAGGAAGCCAAACCCUAUGAAGUACACUUCGCCGCCUCCCCCCAAAACUCCCUACAACACCCCCAUUUCUUACAAGCCUCCCCGGCAGCAGCAGCAGCAGCAGGAGGUGGAGCAGCUGCAGCAGCAGCAGGUGGAGCAGCAGCUGCAGCAGCAGCAGCAGGAAGGGGAACCUCUUUGCCCCGUGUUCGUCUCGUGGCUGCCUGUGCUGCUGAACGCUUUGCUGCGCGAAAGCCCCCGAGGCAGCUUAACUGCAGCAGAUGCUGCUUCUGCCUUGUCGCUGCUUGCUGCUGUCACCCGCAAGGAUACAGCAGCAGCAGCAGCAGCAGCAGCAGCAGAAGCAACAGAACCCCAUGUCGCAGCAGCAGCAGCAGCAGCAGCGGCAGCAGAGAGACGAGCGGCAAUAGCCGCUGCCGUCUCAAAGGCCCUGAGAGAGCCUAUACAGCGCGGUGCCUCUGCAGCUAAGUAG